CUUUACUUUCUUCUGAUACAGGACUGCGGUCGGUGCAGGCCGGAAGCUGUGGGAGAGCGCGGUCCGGUCCAGACUCUGCGUGGGCAUCCGGUUGGCGUUCUUGGGUUCGGCUAUUAGCACCUGGAGUCAUAUUUGUCGGCCGCCAUCGUCAAACUUUCCGGAGCCGAACUCAUAGAACAUUUCAGAACAAUGGACAACCAGUGAAUUCGGUUAUAAGUCAGGACUUAAAAGCAUGGCCGCCUACAUCAAGAAUGAAGGAAGACGUCACAAACUAAGAAUUCUUAGCAAUAAACCCAGAGUUUUUCGACUGUACAAACAGUUAGUCAGAGAACUUCAUUUGUCAAGAGCAUGCAGAUUGAAUAUAAAUAAGGUCACUGAAGUUCGGAUUCCUGUUCCGUGGGGUCACAUUGCAGGCAAAUGGUGGGGAGACACCAGCAAACAACCUAUUCUGGCUCUUCAUGGAUGGCAGGAUAAUGCAGGAACUUUUGAUCCACUUUUCGAAUUACUCCCAGAAUCUACGCCAAUUCUUGCCAUUGACUCCCCUGGUCAUGGUUUCUCAUCACACUAUCCUGAAGCAAUGCUUUAUCAUAAUGCUAAUUACAUCAUGGUUUGUCAACGUGUUAAGAAGUAUUUCAAAUGGGAAGAAAAGCUCAACUUCUUGGCUCAUUCAGAAGGUGGAGUUAUAGCAUUUUUGUAUUCGUCUAUAUAUCCAGAAUUCGUAAACUCUCUCAUUACAUUGGAUGUUAUCAAACCAUUUGCUUCAGAAGAUGGGGAAAUGAUAAAGCUUGGCAAAUACAUAGAUACUAGUGUUACAAAGUCAAGAAGAGACCCUAGUGAAAACCCAAAAUACUCCAUUGAAGAAAUUCAAGAUCGGUGGCUCAAAGGAAGUAGGGGAUCAUUAACUCUUGAUGCAGUAAAUAUAUUGAUGAGGAGAGGAGUUAUGUUUCAUCAGGAGUCAGGCAAAUAUACACUCACAAGAGAUCCUAAAGUAAAAAUUCACUCUCUUCAACGUUUGGAUGAAAACCAAAGUCUUGAGAUGGCACGUAAUUUAAAAUGUCAUUAUUUAGUAUUGCGUACUACUGAAGGAAAAUUUUUUGAUUAUUCCCUGAAAAACUCUCCAGGUUUCAUCAAUACAGUUACUGAGUCAGCCAAGUCUUUCAAGCUGGUUAAUGUUGAAGGUCCUCAUCAUGUACAUUUAACAAACCCUGAAAGAGUUGCCCCUAUCAUUAUCGAAUUCUAUAGGAAUAUUAAGUUAUAACACUAUACAUGAAAAAUAAUGUAAAAUAUUCUAAUAUUAAUAUGCUACUAUCAUGUCCAGAGUGUAAGUUAAUUUGUAAUUUGGUUAGGGUUUUAUACUGUUUUGGGCAGUAUUUAUAUGAAACUGUAUGUUGACAGGCAUACAUUAUAUAAUUUGUAUUAUAUUGUAAAUAGUGAUUUGUAGUAAGGAAAGAGAGAAUCAUAAUAUUAAUUUUAUGUUGUAUAUUGAUCUGAUAUUCUGCAACCAUGAACAUUUUUUCUACGGCUUAUAGUUUGCCAGAAACUCAAGAGGUUUAGGUAACCUUUAUGCCCUGACGUGCAAACACUGUCAUAAGCACAGCUCGGCCUGUCUGCUGUCGCUUUUAUUUUGAUGACACACAUACGAGGCCUUAGUUUGCUAAGUGCUAAAGAAAUGUCAUUGAUUGAAAGAGUCUUAAAUGUAAUUAACUGCUCUGUGUAAACAUUGUAUUAUGACAACAAAACUAUGUAUUAAAUUAAUUUACUAUUAUUAUAAAUUUGUUUAUACUUAUAGUCUUGAAAGCAAAGUGUAAGUUUGAUAGUAACAAAAUUUAUUGUAUCAAUAAAAUUGUUUCUGGAGUCCCUGUUGAGCAUAGAGUAAGACCAUUAAAAGUUUUAGGAAAAAUAUAGUUUUAACUGUACAUUUUAGUAAAUAUCAAGCAUUUUCGUUCAGCAAAAAAUUAUUAACAAUAUAAUAAUAUCGUUAUGUUUUUGUAACUUUAUAAUAUAUAGUAAUUAUUUGCUUUAUUAUCAGGUGUUUGUUGAAAUAAAGUCUAACGACUUAUAUCACAAAGUUUAGUUGAUCAUUAAACCCUUUUUUUCUAAGAUACGUCAGGAACGUUUUAUUCAUUUCAUGUUUGGACCCUUUUUGAAUGAAAUAUUAAAUGCAGAAUUAAAACAUUAUAAGAAUAUUGACCUAAAAUUAAAAUUUGUAAAGUUAACAGUUUGAGAACUAAAGCUUAAUAUGUGCUUAAUUGAAAUAAAAGUUACGUUAUGAUUUAAGCAGGGCUGCAUGUGUGACAAUGUGUGCACGUUUGGGGUAGCCUAAACCUCUGGGGCUCUUGUGUCUCCAGACAAACUAUAGUCCAACAAGUGAGAGAUCUGAAUUUGAAUCCUGGCGGAGUAGUAACAUUUCGUGAACCAAUCUUUAUUUAAAUAAUAUAUAUAUUUCCAAACUUUAUUGUAAAUGUAGGGUGUUAAUUUAUUUUAAAAUAUUCUUAUUAAAUAGGUUUGUUUUAGUUCUUCACUUCAACUAAAAUUUGAAACAAAUCAUAAACAAUGAGUUUUGUGUAGACAAAGAAAAUCCUUUAGUAUUUGUAUAUUUUUAAUUUUUUAAACCUUGGUUUGAUGUAUAAAUUUAUGUGUUUUUGAAGUAGUCAUAAAUAAAAUAUGUCAAAAUAGUUAUUGGCCUCAAAAACCAGUUGUUUUUUUAAAUUUAAUUUUUAUAUAUAUAGUUAUAUUAAAGGCAUUUUUAACUUAGUAAAAAAUAUAGGUACUAGAAGUAAUAUUCAAUAUAAAUUUGUAGAUAGUAUAAUUCUGAAAAGAAAAAGAUGAAAAACCAACAUUUGUUACAAUGCUUCUAACCAAAAAUAGAAUGACUUCAGUGCAGUGACGUAGCUACUCAGUGCGGAAGUUUGUUGUGUCACCCCAUUGAAAGUAAAAAGCAACAAAUUUUAUAUGAUUAAGAUCAUGGAUAUAAUUUAUUUUUUUCUUUUUAUCAUCUAUCACUAUAGAAUAAUACAUGUUUAACAAUUCACGCCAACCGAACACAACACACUUCACGAAACAAAUGAAAAAUUUUUCAACUGAAACGUCAAAGAUUGCUAGUAUGCGACGGGGAAUCCCCCACGACAGCGUCAGGCUCUUUUGCGGCAAUUCCCAAAUUAUACAUAGAGCUGAUUUAGUGCUAGUGGAGAAAUCCCCGAAAAAGAAAUUUUUGUGCUAGCGAUUUAUUAAUUUUGUUUGUUUGUACAUUGUUCUUAAAGUUGAGAGACCGAGUGAGUGUCACCCCAAAAAAGGUGACACCCAGUGCGGCCUGCCCCCGGCGCCCUCCCUUUGCUACGCCACUGCUUCAGUGGAAUGCUAUAAUUUCUACUAUUUUAAUUCCUGGUGCAGGGGCUCUACGGGCUACAGACAAAAGUUAGGUAAAUGGGUUAAAGAUGGAUUUUUUGUUAUGAUUAUUAAGAUUGCAGUUUACCAUUUUAUAUUCUUGUGUGCAACAAGUACAAAUAUAAAAAAUUUCAGUUUUUAAGAGAACUAUUGAUAGGUGUAAUGAAAGUCAUACCUUGCCAUUUUAAAUUUAAACUAUUU
This is a messenger RNA of Homalodisca vitripennis (glassy-winged sharpshooter), 3585 nucleotides long. RefSeq names its product probable serine hydrolase. Bases 233 to 1258 code for a protein of 341 amino acids. Lineage: Eukaryota; Metazoa; Arthropoda; Insecta; Hemiptera; Cicadellidae. The record is from RefSeq and is a predicted model, not a curated record. The transcript is spliced from 3 exons.